Gallus gallus (chicken) is the source of this 1132-nucleotide messenger RNA. It is a transcript of the gene EIF4E1B, whose product is annotated as eukaryotic translation initiation factor 4E family member 1B. Gene Ontology annotation, molecular function: RNA 7-methylguanosine cap binding; translation initiation factor activity. The record is from RefSeq and is a predicted model, not a curated record. NCBI's taxonomy places the organism in Eukaryota, Metazoa, Chordata, Aves, Galliformes, Phasianidae. Gene Ontology annotation, biological process: translational initiation. Gene Ontology annotation, cellular component: eukaryotic translation initiation factor 4F complex; cytoplasm. Bases 11 to 991 code for a protein of 326 amino acids. The transcript has 4 exons.
GUUGGUUGGAAUGGCUUCAGGGGAGCAGGUGAGUGCUGUCUUGGUCCCAUGGUUCCUAUGGGACUGUGGUGAGCAGAAAGCACUUUGUAGCUCUGGUCUGUGGGGUUGUGCCCCUAUUUGGGUGGCUAUGCUGUUUCUCCAGAGGAGACAGGAGGAGCGGCGCAGGCGCAGGGCUCAGCAGCAGGAGCUGCAGGUGGCAGAGAGCCUGGGGAAGCACCCACUGCAUAACAGGUACAGGGUCCUGGCUGUGGGAAGCAUCCCAGCACCAGGUGGUGGUCUGGGGGGGAAGAGGGGUCCAGACCAGCUGACAGCCCUGUUGUCCUUCAGGUGGGCCCUGUGGUUCUUCAAGAAUGACAAGAGCAAGAUGUGGCAGGCCAACCUGCGCCUGGUCACCAAGUUCAGCACAGUGGAGGACUUCUGGGCGCUGUACACCCACAUCCAGCUGGCCAGCAAGCUGACGUCAGGCUGUGACUAUUCCCUCUUCAAGGACGGCAUUGAGCCCAUGUGGGAGGACAAUCAGAACAAGCGCGGUGGGCGCUGGCUCAUCACCCUCGCCAAACAGCAGAGGCACACGGAGUUGGACCGCUUCUGGCUGGAGACGGUGCGUACCGGGUCGGGGCAGCGACAUCCCCCUGCUGCGGCCCUGAGCCCAGCCUGGGGUCCUUCCCCUCUCCGCAGCUCCUGUGCCUCAUCGGGGAGAUGUUCGAUGAGUACAGCGAUGAGGUGUGCGGGGCCGUCAUCAACAUCCGUGCCAAGGGGGAUAAGAUCGCCAUCUGGACCCGGGAGGCGGAGAACCGGGAGGGGGUCACCCACAUCGGGCGCAUCUACAAGGAGCACCUGGGGCUGUCGCAAAAAGUGGCCAUCGGGUACCAGGCGCACGCGGACACGGCCACCAAGAGCGGUUCCCUCACGAAGAACAAAUUUGUGGUGUGAGAUUGGGGUGGUGGGAGCAUGGGGGGAGCGGGACCCCCCUUGCCCGACCCCACAAUGAAUGGCUUCAGCUCAGCGGGCUCCGUGUGUGCUGGCGUUGGGGCGGUGCGGGGCGGGCUGCUGCUGGGGGCUGUCCCCGUGUCGCCACCCGCACUCGGGUUGUUUCCCAGCACGGGGGAGGCAGCCGUGGGCUGACCGCGAA